CUACUUUCCAUAUACAAUAAUCACAAGAAUUCUUCAAACCAGAAUAAAUGCCUAUUAUUUUUCCGUCUUCUACGUAAUGGAUCUUCACCCUUCUUCUCAAAAACACCCAAAGUUUCUCCUUUUCAACUUUCCAGUCUUUUCAACAAAGAAACAAAUCUCCCAUGCACUCUUCUUCUUCUCCCUUCUCCUCGCUUCCCUUAUUUUCUACCGUCUCAUUGCCCCAAUUAAACCGCAAACUCUUCUGGGAAUCAACUUGUUUUCGCCGCUGAGUCAAACCUCUGCCCCUCAAGCUGCUUGUGAUUACUCUUAUGGGGAAUGGGUUUGGGACGAAGGUUAUCCCGGUGAAAAGUAUACCGAGAACUGCCCGUUCUUGGACCCAGGUUUCCGGUGCCACCGCAGCGGCCGCCGGGACUUGGAGUAUCAGAAAUGGCGGUGGAAACCGCAUGCCUGUCAUCUUCCAAGGUUCAAUGCCAGUGAUCUUCUCCACCGGAGUCGAAACGGUCGGAUAGUAUUUGCCGGCGACUCCAUUCUAAGAAACCAAUGGGAGUCUUUGCUGUGCAUGCUGGCGCAAGGAGUUGCGAACCAGUCAAGCAUACACGAGCAAUUUGGAAAGCCCAUAACCAAACACAAAGGCUAUCUGUCAAUGAGGUUUGAAGAAUUCAACCUCACCGUUGAAUAUUACAGGGUCCCUUUCUUGGUGCCCGUCUGCCGGCCUCCGGCAAAUGCGUCCAAGGAAGUGAAGGGCGUGCUUAGACUCGACAGGCUACAUUGGUUCUUCCGAAAGUUGGUCGGCGCAGAUGUUCUCGUCUUCAGUGGAGGGCAUUGGUGGAAUGAAGACAAGACGCAUAAGAUGGGCAUAUAUUUCCAGGAAGGCAAGGCUGUAAACAUGAGUAUGAAUAUAACAGAGGCUUUCAGUAGAUCUUUGAACACCUGGGCUUUAUGGGUAACACGAAACUUGUCGUCCGAGACUCAUAUCAUCUUCCGCAGCUAUUCCCCAGUACAUUACAGGAAUGGAACGUGGAACUCGGGUGGUAAUUGUCAUACAAGUACGGCGCCUGAAAGAGAUCAGGCUGGACUGGGGCGUGACCCAAUCAACAAUGUGUAUAUUUCGAAGAUUGUCAAGGAAAUGGCGAUGAUGGGGAGAAAUGUUACUUUCCAAAAUAUUACGUAUCUGAGUGAGUUUAGGAGAGAUGGCCACCCUUCGACCCACCGUGAACCGGGCACCCCAGUUGAGGCACCGCAGGAUUGCAGCCAUUGGUGCCUACCUGGGGUGCCAGAUACUUGGAAUGAACUUCUUUAUAAUGAUCUAUUGUUGAAGGGAUUUAGAGGCGAGUCGAAACAAAUGUAGC
Molecule: messenger RNA, 1349 nt
Organism: Ipomoea nil (Japanese morning glory)
Lineage: Eukaryota; Viridiplantae; Streptophyta; Magnoliopsida; Solanales; Convolvulaceae
Product: protein trichome birefringence-like 8
Exons: 4
Coding region: 77-1348 (423 amino acids)
Cellular component (GO): Golgi apparatus
Molecular function (GO): O-acetyltransferase activity
Source: RefSeq, a predicted model, not a curated record